Myripristis murdjan (pinecone soldierfish) is the source of this 3992-nucleotide messenger RNA. RefSeq names its product calcium/calmodulin-dependent protein kinase Ia (gene camk1a). The record is from RefSeq and is a predicted model, not a curated record. NCBI's taxonomy places the organism in Eukaryota, Metazoa, Chordata, Actinopteri, Holocentriformes, Holocentridae. The transcript is spliced from 12 exons. Gene Ontology annotation, biological process: protein phosphorylation. Gene Ontology annotation, molecular function: ATP binding; protein kinase activity. Bases 109 to 1299 code for a protein of 396 amino acids.
CGGCGCUGCGCACAAGCACAGCAUCCAAAUCGCUCCCAGAGGGAAGGAGAACACAUCAUACACAUCGCCAUUUAGUUCUGGUGCGGCGAAUCCAAUCAGCAUUGUAGGAUGCCUCUUGGAGAGGAUGGAAAUGGAUGGAAAAAGAAGACAUCAGACAUCAAAGACCAUUAUGACUUCAAAGAAGUGCUGGGAACGGGGGCUUUCUCCGAGGUCGUUCUAGCAGAGGAGAAGAGGACCCAAAGGCUGGUGGCAAUCAAGUGUAUCCCCAAGAAAGCACUGGAGGGCAAAGAAAACAACAUUGAAAAUGAGAUUGCUGUACUACACAGAAUCAAGCACACCAACAUUGUUUCACUGGAAGACAUCUUUGAAAGUUCAUCCCACUUAUAUCUUGUCAUGCAGCUGGUAUCUGGAGGUGAGCUUUUUGACAGGAUUGUGGAGAAAGGCUUCUACACAGAGAGAGAUGCCAGUCAGCUCAUCCACCAGAUCCUGGAUGCGGUCAAAUAUCUUCAUGAUAUGGGAAUUGUCCACAGAGACUUGAAGCCAGAGAACCUGCUGUAUUACAGCAUGGACGAAGACUCCAAAAUCAUGAUCAGUGACUUUGGCUUGUCAAAGAUUGAGGGAGCAGGCAGUGUCAUGUCCACAGCCUGCGGCACUCCAGGAUAUGUGGCUCCUGAAGUGCUGGCUCAGAAGCCUUACAGCAAAGCAGUGGAUUGCUGGUCCAUAGGAGUAAUUUCAUAUAUUCUGUUAUGCGGAUAUCCCCCAUUUUAUGAUGAAAAUGAUGCCAAGUUAUUUGAGCAGAUUCUGAAAGCGGAGUAUGAAUUUGACUCUCCGUAUUGGGAUGACAUUUCAGAUUCAGCAAAAGACUUUAUCUGUCACUUGAUGGAGAAAGACCCUUUGAAGCGGUAUACGUGUGAGCAAGCCCUUCAGCACCCAUGGAUCUGUGGAGACACUGCCUUGGAUAAGAAUAUCCAUGAAUCUGUCAGUGCUCAGAUUAAGAAGAACUUUGCCAAAAGUAAAUGGAAGCAAGCUUUUAAUGCCACAGCAGUGGUGCGCCACAUGCGGAGGUUGCAACUGGGCACCAGUCUCGAGGGGCCCAGUCAGAUUACUCCCACCAGUCCCUGCCAUGGACACCUGCUGCCGGAGGAGGAGGAAGAUGAGGAGGAGGAUGACGUGGGGAAUGGGGAGGAGGAGAGUUUGUCCCACUAUGAAGAUGGCCGUCGUGGAAGCACUGAGGGCAGCACAGAUCGGGACAGUCUGAGAAGCUGCACCUAUUGCUGCAGGCCAGCCAGCCGCGUCUGAGCACAAACUCCCGUUGCCAUGGUGAUGUGUAACCCUGGAGCGUCAAGAGUCCGCCCCGCCCAGUCUGGCCAGGAAUGCAGAGUAGUAUGAGGCAGUGUCCAGCAGAGAACGCUCACAGCAAGGUCACUGUUACAGUGUAGAGAAACAUAGUCUAGUCCAAAACCACCUCCUGACUGAACAUACACACACAUUUUAACCUUGUUGCAGAACAAUAUGAAGGGUUGCUCCAAAUGGACGGCGCUCAUGACAGAUUGAAAGAAGAGCCAGUCAACAUGGUAAUCCUGAAAUCAAGCCCAUGAGCUACCCAAAGCUAUGGUAGAGUGCCAGGCUUUGUAAAGAAAUACUGGUGACUGGGCAGUGUGUACAUGACAAGAAGUGGUUCUGGAUACAGCCUCAGGAAGGAACUAAGCCCAUGAGUCAGUGGCUUACAGGCAGUGUUCUCCGUUAUUUUUCUUUUCACCUACCUGUCACAUCUACCUCUAAUCAUAGUGUGACUGUACAUCUAUAUCCGUCUGACCCACAUACCCUAAAUUACUGAUAGCUUUCUCCAAAAUCUGGUCAGACAGGGCAGAAGGAAAGACAACAUAUUUGAGAGAAAAAUUAUGCUGUCUAACAGAAAAAAAAGCUACUCCUGCAUGUCUUAAUACCCCUUCAUCUGACUCAGUCUUCCCAUAUAGGACAACCAACCAAGUAGAUGUUUUGUUCAGCAGAGUCAGUUUUAAAAGUGUGUUUUCACUGCCAACACCACAUACCUUUUUAUUCUAUUCCAGCCUCUGUUGUUAUUUUUUUUUUGUUUAUUUGUUUAUUUGUUUGUUUGCAUUCUUGUUUCCACCAUGUAUGAUUAUUACUCCUUUUGUUUAAAACCUAUUGUGAAAGAGACGUUUGAAAGUUGGAGAUGAUAAUGGGGAUUAUGGACUCUAUAUUCUGGCUCAGACUGGGUUUGUGAUGAGCGGUUCUGACCCGAAGUGUCUGCAUGCUUCUGUUGGGGAAAACAGUGAAAUGUAUGAAUAUCAAAAGGAGAACUUUUUAUUUUUCUUAUGGCUGUUCUGUUGUCAGAGGCUCAAACUGAGAUCCCCGUACGUCCAUCAGAUCCCAGGAAUCCGGCGUUCGUCCCUGGCCUCUCAUCUUGAUGAGAGUUGAGGCACAUUUAGAAGGUGUGAUCACGCUGAGCUUCUGUUAAGCUCAUUCUGCCCAAAACACUCACAUCAUUGCUAAUCCUCCCUGUCUUGUUUCUGACAACCCUCUAAAUAUCCCGCUGCUGUCGAUCACAUGGUCUGGCCCAGGUCAGGAGGGAUCUCAGUCUGGGUGCUCCUCCUGCUCUGUGCUGUGCACCUCUAGUGGAAGAAGUUUUGGUCUACUGUUUGCAUGACCUGGUUAAAUAUGUUUACAUGAAUGAUGAUCAAUUAGUAUAAACACACAUGAUUAUUAUUACUCUAUUGUAUUGAAAAUGAUGUAAUACUGUAAUUUUGAGCUAUAUAAUGUGAAGUGAAUAACACCAGAAGUAAUGUUGUUGACAAAAGUACAACACAGCACAGUCUGGACUGUACCUUAACCUUUGCAUCGACUAUGAUGGUCAAGUUUCUACCUGAGUGACAUUUCUCCUGUGGUAUGUUAAUUUAGAGCUUUGAUGAGUUUUUUUUUUUUUUUUUUUUAAAUCUGUUUAUUUGCAUUUACAUUGCCUACAUGGCCUCUAUCAAACCAUUCACCUGUAUCUGACACCCCGACACUAUUUUUUUCUUGCUGUCACUUAUAUCCCAAUCUUAAAUAGGUGACAGACACAACAAAAAACUUGGAACAAACACAGAGUAAAGAUAAGAUGUGAUGAAAACCAUUUUGCUCAAAACAUCACCUGUCAAAGUCUCAAUAAACUGAUCCACCUUGGGAGUAGCUUUGAGGAUACAAACUGGGGAUAGUUGUGGGUGUUGGGCUGCAGAUUCUCUAAUACAGUCUUAUGAAUAUACCACUGAAAUGAAUGGUCAUGAUUCUGCAAGAGAGAGAAGCAUGAGACAAAUUCUUCCCUGUGACAUUUGGCAAAAAGUAUUUUAAUCCUUCUAUCCAUCAUACCACAUCAUUGCUAUGUUAAAAGUAUGUUGGAUUGUUGAUGCAAUACUGUAUCUUGAGGGCUGUGGAGACAGCCAACUAACCCAUAAUGUUUUGUUGAAUUUGAAUAACUAUGAAUUGUUGUUACCCACAUUAAACCAAUUACCUUGAUCUGUCAUUGAUGCGUAAGGGUCCCUAGUACAGGAAAAGAGGGCAAUCACUCUGGAUUUACAUGACUGUAAUUGUGGAAAAUAUGCAAACUGUAUUUGAAGGGCUUCAUGUUAACUGUAAGAUAGACAAUGUUGAUGACUUUAAUAACCUGGCUAUUAUUAGUUUGGUAAUGACCUUAUGUUUAACCUAAACUGGGAUUUGUUUCCACUUGCCUGUGUAUUUCGUUUUUCUUUGGUUUUAUUUUUUUUGAAGAUGCUUAGUUUACCCAUUACAAACACAUCCAAAUGCAUAAAGAAACACAUGUAUAUUAUAUAUAUAAAUAUAAGUAUAUAUUGUAUAUCCUUUUUUGUAAAAGCUGUUUUGAGCUACAAAUGUAUGGAUGCAAUGCAUCAUGGGUUAUUGAUCAACAUGUAAGAAAAUGCAAUGAUUUGUACCCACAGAGAUACGAUUGCAGGAAACGAAAUAAAACUUCCUUGUCUAUG